Molecule: messenger RNA, 513 nt
Organism: Fusarium mangiferae
Lineage: Eukaryota; Fungi; Ascomycota; Sordariomycetes; Hypocreales; Nectriaceae
Exons: 2
Coding region: 1-513 (170 amino acids)
Source: RefSeq, a predicted model, not a curated record
AUGGCUACCGCUACCGCUACCCCUACUGCCACAACGUCGGGUGCGACACAGCCCUUUGUUACAAAAUGGUCUUCUCGAUAUCGUGGGGCCACUGUCGAAGACCUCGACCCUCCAGCCGCACUCUCACUCAACCCCUCCGACGCCAUCUCCCUCGCCCUCAUGUCCGCCUUUGAGCGCGACUACACGCAUCUUACCAUCGUCGAUGCCGACACCCGCGCGUUGCUAGGCUACAUAUCCAUUCCUCACCUUCAAUCCCUUCUCGACUCAGGCAAGGUCAAGCCUGAAGAUCAGCUCUCAGCCGCCAUGACACGCUUCCAGCGCAAGGGCCGUACCUACCAGGUCAUCACCAUGGAGACGACCCUCGAGGAGCUUGAGAACUUCUUCCGUGGCGGCGCACCUGAUGGACCGUGGAAGCAGGAAUUUGCCGUUAUCACGGAUGAGAAGAGGAGGUUUGUCUUGGGCGUCGCGACAGUACAGGACCUCGAGGAGUUUGUGAAACGAAGACCCGAGUAA